Messenger RNA from Lentinula edodes (shiitake mushroom), 1266 nucleotides. RefSeq lists its product as uncharacterized. Bases 115 to 1011 code for a protein of 298 amino acids. The transcript is spliced from 9 exons. The record is from RefSeq and is a predicted model, not a curated record. NCBI's taxonomy places the organism in Eukaryota, Fungi, Basidiomycota, Agaricomycetes, Agaricales, Omphalotaceae.
CAUAGCCUUCAGUCCCUUUCUUUCCGCCCUUCAAUUGUACUGAUUCUCCUCCUGUUUCAACCAGUACAAUCACCCAACAUACGCCCGUUGUAAACAUCUACUAUCCGUUCAUUCAUGGCUUACAACGAUCAAUACGCUGGUCACCAAGAAUAUAACCCCUACUCCAAUUCUCAGCCACAUGCGUCUUACGAGGAGCCUCACGCAGCAACAUACGAUAAUUAUGGGCCAGGAUACCAAGAUACUUCCUACCCAGCUACUGGGUUUAACAAGACCAGAGACGCAGAUGAAUUAAGUAGUGGAUUUGACAGAGGAGAAUUUGGAUCACCGAGAGGAGAAAAGGCUCAAAAUAUUCGCCAGUAUCGACGAGAAUUCAGGAAUGAUAAUUUAUGGACGAAGGGUGGACGGGGCUCCUGUAUCGGUAGAUUCUUCUGUUGCACGCUGAUGAUUGCUGUCUUCAUGAUCGUCAGCAUCGUCCUGGCCCUCGCAUUGUGGAUUCGACCUCCAAGCAUUAUCAUUGGAACCGCAGGCUUGACGUCAGCUGGGACGAAUGGGAUUCAACUGGAAACAAGCGGUAUCACUGUUCCUCUAGAAGUUAACAUCAGUGUCAACAACCCAAAUUACUUCUCCGUCGAUCUCAAGAAAGUGACUCUGGACCUCACUUAUCCAUUGGACGGAAACGACACUGCAAUUGGCAAUGGCAGUACAAGUGACAUCACCUUCCACUCUCACUCGAAUACCUCUUUCACAUUUCCCUUUGAGAUUGACUAUCAAUUUUCCACCGAUCCAAAUUAUGCCAUUUUACUUGAUAUGGCGUCCAAAUGUGGUAUAUUAGGAGGUUCACAGUCGGAUUUAACCAUUGAUUACAGUAUCAAGGUUGAUCUUAAGAUCAUAUUCAUCUCCGUAUCACCAACUAUCACGAACUCAUUCAGUAUUGCUUGCCCCUUCGAUGAAUCUGAACUCGAAGACUUUAUUAAAUCCCUUGGGCUGAGCAGUAUCCUCGGAUCACUUUAAUGAAAGUUAAUUCUAUCCGUAAACUCAUCGGAUCCAUGGACUUGUCCGCACCUUUUUUCAUUCAUUUAGCACGCUCAUCGCGCCCGGACAUUGUAGCUAGCUAGUAUACGACGUAUCUGAUGUACAUUUAAUUUUAUCUUCUCGUAUAUCAGCAUACACACUGGAAAAGGAAAGUUUCUUUGCCUAGUCGUAAGAAUAGCAAUGAGCUCUUUCGCAAGAUUUUUGAACAUUGAAUGUGGUUGAGGUAUUGACUCU